This is a messenger RNA of Zeugodacus cucurbitae (melon fly), 3345 nucleotides long. It is a transcript of the gene S1P, whose product is annotated as membrane-bound transcription factor site-1 protease. The record is from RefSeq and is a predicted model, not a curated record. Gene Ontology annotation, molecular function: serine-type endopeptidase activity. NCBI's taxonomy places the organism in Eukaryota, Metazoa, Arthropoda, Insecta, Diptera, Tephritidae. Gene Ontology annotation, biological process: proteolysis. Bases 52 to 3237 code for a protein of 1061 amino acids. The transcript is spliced from 6 exons. Gene Ontology annotation, cellular component: Golgi apparatus.
UUCAAAUUAAAAGGAUGUGUAAUCAAAACAAAACUGAUAAUAUAAAUAAAUAUGUUGUUAUUUCUCACGCGUAUAGUUUUAUUUAGUUUUAUUUUUACUGCCAAUAUACAUUGGAAAAUAUAUGGAAUACAAUGUACUCAAGCUGAAGAAGUUAUAUUUGAAAGUAAAAUAUUGGAAAAUGAAUACAUUGUACAAUACCGGCACUAUUAUUUUCCUGCCGCAAGAAGGAAAUACCUAAACGCUGCCUUCCAAAGGACUAAUAUCUCAGCAUGGAAUAUAGUUGAGCGUCAGAAUGCUGCACUCAAUUACCCCAGUGAUUUUGAUUUGAUACAAUUAGAAUGUGACGACACAGCGAGCACACAACUAUUACAGCUUGAAGUGCAUCCGCUGGUCAAAAAAGUUUCGCCACAACGUAGUGUAGAAAGGAUACUAAAUUAUAAUCACACACGCCAACGCAUAGGACGGCAUAUAUUACGAGCGGUGCCAACCCAAAUCACUACUAUGCUACAGGCCAAUGUCUUGUGGGGCAUGGGUAUUACGGGUGCUGGCGUAAAGGUAGCUGUUUUCGAUACUGGCUUAGCAAAGUCACAUCCACAUUUUCGACGCGUUAAAGAACGCACCAACUGGACAAAUGAGAAAUCUUUAGACGAUGGUGUGAGUCAUGGCACAUUUGUAGCUGGUGUUAUAGCAUCAGCUAAAGAAUGUUUGGGACUGGCACCAGAUGUGGAGCUACACAUAUAUAGAGUAUUCACUAAUUCACAGGUCUCAUACACAUCUUGGUUUUUGGACGCGUUUAAUUAUGCAAUUUUCAAGAAAAUUAAAGUGCUCAACUUGAGUAUAGGUGGUCCCGAUUUUUUGGAUCAUCCAUUUGUGGAUAAAGUGCUCGAAUUAUCCGCGAAUAAGGUUAUAAUGAUUUCAGCCAUAGGAAAUGACGGUCCGCUCUAUGGCACGCUCAACAACCCUGGCGACCAGAGUGAUGUCAUUGGUGUGGGCGGUAUUAAUUUCGAGCAUAAAGUCGCCAAAUUUAGCUCUAGAGGCAUGACUACGUGGGAACUGCCGUGGGGCUAUGGUAGACUAAAACCAGAUAUCGUCACAUUUGGCAGUCAGGUUAAAGGCAGCAAUGUGCAUGGUGGUUGCCGUUCACUAUCUGGCACUUCAGUAGCCUCACCAGUUGUUGCGGGCGCUGUGGCUUUAAUAGCAAGUGGUGCACUAUCGAAAUUAAAUCUCAUUAAUCCCUCGUCAAUGAAACAGAUAUUGAUCGAAGGCGCCGAACGUCUACCAGAUAACAAUAUGUUUGAGCAGGGACAUGGUAAACUCGAUAUUUUAAAGAGCAUGCAGCUACUUUUAACAUAUGCGCCCAAAAUAACGCUUAGUCCUGAAUAUUUGGACACCACCGAAAGUUAUAUGUGGCCUUAUAGCUCACAACCGAUUUACCACGGUAGUAUGCCGAUCAUUGUGAAUGUCACUAUAUUGAACGGCAUUGCCGUUACGGGUGUGAUCAAAGAUGCGCCCAUUUGGCAACCACAUAACGACAAACACGGACAAGUUUUGAAUGUUGCUGUGUCCUACUCGACGAGUUUGUGGCCCUGGUCUGGCUGGAUGUCAGUGCAUAUAGUUGUAAACGAAAAAGGUGAUAAUUUUAAAGGGGUCGCUGAAGGUCACAUCAGUCUAGAAAUCGAAUGCUUACAGGAGCAACAUGAGGGUAAAAUUACGACCAAAAUCAAUUUUCCACUAAAAGUGACGGUCAUACCGAAACCGCCGCGUAACAAACGCAUACUAUGGGAUCAGUAUCAUAGUUUGAAAUAUCCGCCAGGCUAUAUACCACGUGACAAUCUGAAAAUCAAAUCUGACCCUUUGGAUUGGCGCGCCGAUCAUUUACAUACUAAUUUUCGAGAUUUAUACACACAUCUGCGAAAUGCUGGCUAUUAUAUAGAUAUCUUACGCAUGCCUUAUACUUGUUUCAAUGCCAGCGAGUAUGGUACGCUACUCAUCGUCGAUACGGAAGAGGAAUUUUUCGAUGCGGAAAUCAAAAAAAUUGAAAAUGAUGUCUACAAUGAGGGUCUGAGUGUCAUCGUAUUUGCCGAUUGGUAUAAUACAACGGUGAUGAAGAAAAUCAAAUUUUUCGAUGAGAAUACGCGUCAAUGGUGGAUACCGGACACUGGUGGUGCAAAUAUACCAGCACUCAACGAGCUCUUGAAACCGUAUGGCAUUGCUUUUAGUGACUUUAUCGCCGAAGGCUUCUUCGCAAUGGGUGAUCACUCUAUGUACAUAGCCAGCGGCACAACAUUAGCGAAAAUACCGCGUGGCAGCGAAGAUAUUGUUGUCGGUGCCGAGCUGCACGAUCAGGGAUUUGAGAUUUUGGAGAACCCCAAUGCGGCUGAUAACAAAAAAAUAUUCAAGCCCAUACUGGGACUCUUUCAAACGCAAAGCGAAUUGCGCAAACAAUAUUUAACGGUAAAUGCGCAAACGCCAACUAGCUAUGAGGAAAAUAACGUCGAGCAGCCCAACAUAGAAACUGAAAUUUCUGCCGAAAGAAAUCCAAUUUUAAAUAAACGCAUUUUACUCGAAGUAAACGUUGAUAAGCAUAAUAAACACAACAACAAUGCCAACUCACACAAUAAGCUGACGGAAAAUAAUUCUAAAAACUUGAAAGAUAUGCUAGAAACUUUAUCCAUACUAAGCAAUAGUACAAGCGGACGCAUCGCGGUUUUUAGUGACUCAAAUUGUUUGGACUCCAUACACUUGGAAAAGGCUUGCUUUUGGUUACUGGAUGCUAUACUCGAAUAUACAAUGACUGCAUAUAAAUCUGAGUUGCUACAGAAACUAAAUCGCAUUGCAGAGUUUUAUAACAAUGAUGAAGAACUACUACCGCUACGUUUAUACAGCAGUAAUUUGCAUUUACAUUCGAAAGUGAUCGAUUCGAAUAAUAAAUUCCACAAAAAGGAGACUGAGCCAUGCGAAAAUCUCAACUGGCUGCAGCCACAGGGCGUCAAUGGUGCGGAUAUACAGUUAACUACGAAGCGCCUGAAGCAAGUCGACUUGAAUUUAUUAAAAGCUAGUAAAGAUCACAAAAUCGCCGAGCCAUUAAAACCAAACGUCGACGCUAAACACAAUGCCUUGCCAUUAGACGAAGAUGAUGAGAGAACCAUAAAAGUAUCUCUCAUUUUCAUUAUGCUGUUGACAAGUGUUGUGCUCAUAUUCUUCAUAAAAUGCUUUAGAAGAAAAAGAGGCAUCUAGUAGCAAUUUAAUAGUAUUUUCUUUAUUAACAUAAUUUUUAUACACUAAUUACUUAAGUAACAAUAAAAAAUCAUAGCAACGUCACAUUGCUAAAUAAUAAUUUUAAUA